Molecule: messenger RNA, 588 nt
Organism: Castor canadensis (American beaver)
Lineage: Eukaryota; Metazoa; Chordata; Mammalia; Rodentia; Castoridae
Gene: Pdcd5
Product: programmed cell death 5
Cellular component (GO): cytosol; nucleus
Molecular function (GO): DNA binding
Source: RefSeq, a predicted model, not a curated record
UCGCUGGCGCGCGUGCGCAGGAGGACGGAGGCGCUCUGCUGAGACGAGUGGGCCCGAGGGCGGUGUGGCCGCGCGACCCUCCGCCGCCGGCCGUGCCAUGGCGGACGAGGAGCUGGAGGCGCUGCGGAAGCAGAGAUUGGCCGAGCUGCAGGCGAAGCACGGGGAUCCUGGCGAUGCAGCCCAGCAGGAAGCAAAGCAGAGGGAAGCAGAAAUGAGAAACAGUGUCCUAGCCCAAGUUCUGGAUCAGUCAGCCCGGGCCAGGUUAAGUAACUUGGCGCUUGUAAAGCCCGAGAAAACUAGAGCAGUGGAGAACUACCUCAUCCAGAUGGCGAGGUACGGCCAGCUAAGCGGGAAGGUAUCAGAACAAGGUUUAAUAGAAAUCCUUGAAAAAGUGAGCCAGCAGACAGAGAAGACGACGACAGUUAAAUUCAACAGAAGGAAAGUAAUGGACUCUGAUGAAGAUGACGAUUACUGAGCAGAAUGUCCAGAGACGAACUCUGGAACAGUUCCAGGAUGGAAGUUAAGGCUGUUUAAAUGUUUACUUUGUUUAUUGUUGAUAUGCCUUUAAAAAUAAACUUGUUAUGCAAA